Molecule: messenger RNA, 270 nt
Organism: Trichoderma asperellum CBS 433.97
Lineage: Eukaryota; Fungi; Ascomycota; Sordariomycetes; Hypocreales; Hypocreaceae
Source: RefSeq, a predicted model, not a curated record
AUGUCUCAGAGAAAGGCUACCGGGAGAAAGUUGCCGAUGCCGCCGGCAAAGCCGUGCAGCAAGGACGCGUUGCGACGGCGAACAACCGUGUUAUGGCAAGUCCUCACUCUUGAAAGCAUUGAACACCUUGCCAUUCCUGGGGCUGGCCUAAAGCGACCAGAAACAAUUGAAAAGCAGGAUCAAUCGUAUACGAAAGAUGAAACCCUUUCAAUAGCCAGUCUAGCUGGUGAACAUGGAGCUAGAGUAUAUGAAAAUGAACAGGAGCUGUGA